Cetraspora pellucida is the source of this 243-nucleotide messenger RNA. The record is from the annotation of a GenBank genome assembly. Lineage: Eukaryota; Fungi; Glomeromycota; Glomeromycetes; Diversisporales; Gigasporaceae.
AUGGCAAAUGUUGGUACCAAUAGAACAAAUAACACCAGCAAUUGCCUUACUAUCACAACUGCAAGUGCACCAACAAGUGCCAAAAAAACAAAAGAUAAACAGAAACAGCAAGCCGAUAAAAGAGAAGACUAUGAAGAAAAUGUUGCCGCUAGCAGCAGCCGAGCUGCCAAUAAUCAUCAAAAUAUCAACGAAAGAACUGAAAAAGGUGGUAAUAGUACUAGUAUUGAAAAUGAAGGCAAUUGA